AUGGGCAACAAAAGAAUUGGUUUGAUGUGUUACGCAGAUGACGCAGCAAUUAUUGCUAAAUCAGAAGAUGAUCUUCAGAGACAGCUCUUUGAGUUCUUUCAAGUAAGCCGUCAACUAAAUAUGAACAUUUCUACCAACAAAACUAAAUGUAUAACAAAAGCAAAAGAUCCGCUCAGAUGUAAGUUAGUGGUUGAGAACAACCCCAUAGAACAGGUGAUGCCAUUCAGAUAUCUGGGCAUAGAUAUAUCAAGCACUCACGACCCAGUAAAGGACCUGAGGAGUCAGAUCAACAAAGCAUCUGCAUUGUCAGGAUGUCUUCGGGAGAUAGUCUGGUCAAAGCCAUAUAUGCGCACAGAUAGUAAAAGUAGAAUCUAUAAGACUUGCAUACGACCGAUCAUGACAUAUGGCAUAGAAGUGCGCGAAGGCACCAACAAAACGAAACAGAUACUAAUUCCGAAAUGA
Molecule: messenger RNA, 462 nt
Organism: Diabrotica virgifera virgifera (western corn rootworm)
Lineage: Eukaryota; Metazoa; Arthropoda; Insecta; Coleoptera; Chrysomelidae
Exons: 1
Coding region: 1-462 (153 amino acids)
Source: RefSeq, a predicted model, not a curated record